UCACUUUUGUCAUUUAUUUAACCUGUAAAGGUAUGGGUGUAAGUGUUGUGAGUUGUGAGUUUAUAUGAAUUUGCAUCUAACUCUUGGAAUUGUUUAUUCUUGUGGCGUAUUCCAUUGAACAUGGCUUAUUUGUCUCGCAGAGAAAUCGAAGACUUGAAGCCAUCGGUGGAAAGGGCGGUUUAUAAAACGUUGGGAAACAGUGACUCUUCAGUGCUCAGAGUCGUCAUAGAUUGUUUGACUAGUGGAUAUGAUCGUCGGAAAAUUGCUGAUAAACUCGACUCCUACAUAGACAGUAAAAAGGCUAGCCGUCUUUCCGAAAGGAUACAAGACUUGCUGGACGAUGUCGAUGCUACUCGUAAGUCAAAGAAACGCUCAUAUGAUGAUGACCGAGAUAGAGAUCGAGAUCGAGAUUCAAAAAAGUCGAAAAACGACAGCAAUAGAGAUAGAGAGCGGGACAGAGAGUCCAGAAGUAGAGACUCGAUGUCGGGACGUGAAAAGGAAAAACACCUGUCUGAUAAAGACGGCAUAAUGAGAAAUUUAAAAAUGGAUCCUUUACCACCCCCGAGCAAAAACAGCAUUAGUUUGGCUAAUAUAAAAAUUCCUCAACCAAGUAUUUAUGGUAUCCCCACGGGGUUACUAAAUAAAGGCGAUGCCGAAAAGGCCAGGAAAAUCGCUCAAUUGCAAGCCCAAAUUAAAAAUAAACUCUCUACUGGCAUAUUGGGAAAUGCAAUUCAAAUUCCUAUUAUCCCAACUAAACCUCAACCUCUAAUUUUGGAUGAGGAGGGAAGGACUAUUGAUAAAUCAGGUAAAGCCAUUCAACUUACACAUGUAGCACCCACACUAAAAGCCAAUUUAAGAGCCUUGAAGAGAGAACAGUACAAGGAGAAAGUUGACAAAAGGGAUGAUGAUAAUUCUGAGACAAGUUUUAUUGAUCCCAGAAUUGGUUUAAAACCGGCUCUUAGAAAUAAAAGGGCAUUAAGGUUCCAUGAACCUGGAAAAUUUCAACAAUUGGCCGAAAGGCUGAGAAUGAAAUCUCAACUGGAAAAAUUGCAAAAUGAAAUUUCUCAAAUCGCCAAAAAAACCGGCAUCUCGUCAGCUACAAAAUUGGCCUUGAUUGCCAAAUCCGAAGGUGUUACUGAAGAAGUACCGCUAAUGGAAUGGUGGGAUUCCGUUAUUCUGGAAGAUAACUUGGACACUCAAACUCAAACGGGAAAGAUUGCCAUUAAGCAAAAUUCCAUCAACAAUUUAGUCGAACAUCCAACGCAAAUGAGAUGUCCUACUGAUCCAAUCAAGCCCGUUUACAUGCCAGUUUUUCUGACGAAAAAGGAGCGAAAGAAGUUGCGAAGACAGAACAGAAGAGAAACAUGGAAGGAGGAGCAGGAAAAGAUCCGAUUAGGCCUGGAAGCACCUCCAGAACCAAAAUUGCGAAUUUCGAAUUUAAUGAGAGCUCUUGGAACUGAGGCAGUUCAGGAUCCAACUAAAAUCGAGGCUCAUGUCAGGGAGCAAAUGGCGAAAAGACAGAAAGCCCAUGAGGACGCCAAUGCAGCACGUAAACUAACAGCUGAACAGAAAAGGGAUAAGAAAGUGAAAAAACUGAAGGAGGACACGACUUUGGGUGUGCAAGUAUCCAUUUAUCGAAUUCUUCAUCUUCACGAGUUAGCCGCAAAGAAAUUCAAGGUGGAAACCAACGCAAAACAAUUGUACAUGAGUGGAUGUGUAGUUCUUUAUCCAGAUUGCUGUGUCGUUGUGGUGGAAGGAGGACCUAAGCAGCAAAAGAAAUAUAAAAGAUUAAUGUUGAAUCGAAUUAAAUGGGAGGAGGACAUUGUUAAGGACCCAGAUGGUAGAGAUGUGCCCAACAAAUGCGUGUUGGUUUGGGAAGGCACAACAAAGCAGAGGAAUUUUGGAGAAUUGAAAUUCAAAGUUUGUCCCACAGAACGGUUAGCCAGGGAACAUUUCAAAAAACAUAAAGUUGAGCACUAUUGGGAUUUGGCAUACAGUGGCGCUGUUUUGGAACAGUCCAGCGAUUUAAUUGAUUGAAUAUUGAGCACCCUUGACAUGCAGAGAAUAAUAAUUUUUCACAGUUUUCGUUUACAACUUUGUAACGUGAGUUAUCACAUUGAUUAAUAAAUUUUAAUGUUUGUAAUUAAUUUGCAAAAUAAUGCAGUAGUUUCGCAGUUUUAUGUUUUUUGUCUAUUUUGAUUUUUGCGUUUCAAUUGGUUUUUGCAAUUAUUUGCUGUCAAUGUGUCAAUCAGCUUUUGAAUAGAAAUUGUUACAUAUUUGCUUCUACUUCUAAUUGAGUAUGAUUGAAGUCUAUAAACAGAUCCUCGAAACAGUUUGCAUAGCAGGUAAGAACGUAGAUAGAUCUUUUAUUUUCCACUCAAAUCCACUUAUUUUUACUAUUGUUAGGAAUUAGUUUAGGAAACACUUUGGUUUUUAUUAUAACAUUGGGAAGCACACAAAUAAACUCGUCAUAUGCAA
Dendroctonus ponderosae (mountain pine beetle) is the source of this 2478-nucleotide messenger RNA. It is a transcript of the gene Prp3, whose product is annotated as U4/U6 small nuclear ribonucleoprotein Prp3. Gene Ontology annotation, biological process: mRNA splicing, via spliceosome. The transcript is spliced from 6 exons. The record is from RefSeq and is a predicted model, not a curated record. The coding region runs from base 121 to 2037 and encodes 638 amino acids. Lineage: Eukaryota; Metazoa; Arthropoda; Insecta; Coleoptera; Curculionidae. Gene Ontology annotation, cellular component: U4/U6 x U5 tri-snRNP complex.